Entelurus aequoreus (snake pipefish) is the source of this 1345-nucleotide messenger RNA. RefSeq names its product TruB pseudouridine (psi) synthase family member 1 (gene trub1). The transcript has 8 exons. Gene Ontology annotation, cellular component: mitochondrion. The coding region runs from base 53 to 865 and encodes 270 amino acids. Gene Ontology annotation, biological process: mRNA pseudouridine synthesis; tRNA modification. The record is from RefSeq and is a predicted model, not a curated record. Gene Ontology annotation, molecular function: pseudouridine synthase activity; RNA binding. Lineage: Eukaryota; Metazoa; Chordata; Actinopteri; Syngnathiformes; Syngnathidae.
AGCUACGGAGGAGGAGUUGGCCUCAAAGAGGAAGAUAGUUGCUCCAACAAGCAUGGCUGGAAGCAGCGCAGCGCCGUCACUUACCAGUUCACUAUCCAAACUGCAGUCCCUGCAUGGACUGUUUGCAAUCUAUAAGAAGCAGGGACCGACCUCUGCAGAUGUCUUGAAUAAUCUCAAAGAAGUUUUGCUGAAGGAAGCUGGCGUGAAGAACGCGAACCCGAGGAAGAGGAAGAAACAGAGUCUUAAAAUGGGCCACGGAGGAACACUCGACAGCGCUGCCAGCGGAGUGUUGGUUGUUGGUGUUGGAAAUGGCACAAAAAUGCUCAGCACAAUGUUGACCGGUUCCAAGAAAUAUACUGCUGUAGGGGAGCUGGGAAAAGCAACGGACACUCUUGAUGCUACUGGCAGUGUUACCACAGAGAAAGACUUUAAACAUGUUACCAGGUUGGACAUUGAAGAGAAACUUCACAGUUUUGUUGGCGAUAUCAUGCAAGUCCCACCACUAUACUCUGCUUUGAAAAAAGAUGGUCAGCGGAUGUCGGUGCUUUUGAAGAAAGGUCACAAUGUUGAGGCGAAACCAGCAAGAUCUGUCACGGUGUACAAGUUGACGCUCGAAGAGUUCAAGCCCCCUCUCUUCACUCUGGAUAUUGAAUGUGGAGGUGGAUUUUAUGUCAGAAGCUUGGUGGAUGACCUGGGAAAAGCUCUCUCUUCGUGUGCUCACGUCAAGGAGCUGAUCCGCACCAAACAGGGUCAGUUCACCUUGGAAGAUCAUGCCUUACAGGAAGAGCACUGGACACUGGAGCAUAUCCUUAAAUCAUUGCACUUGUGUCCGGACGAGGUGGCAGCAGCAGAGGGUAGCACCUGAGAGACCAAGUUAAGAUAUACACUUGUAAACUAAUUUAAAUGUAGGUUACGCUAUAGUAAUUAUCAUUGGUUUUCAAGUAGGAUUGUAACAGGAUAGUGGGUUUUUUUUAAUUGUCAGAAUGUGUCAGUAGGUGUUGGCAGAAUGAAAUAUGCAAAGCAUGUUUAUUUUUGUAUUUAGUUGAGUCAUUAUAUGCAGAAAUCUUAGCUUUCUUUGCUGAUAACUUAAUUUUCUUACAUUUUGUAUGUAAUAGAAGGACUCCUUCCACUAUUCAGUCCCUUGUGGUUUGUUUGAUUCAAUGUCAAAUUGUUAUUUUAUUUACUAGCUUUGUUUUUUACUGCAAGAUAGCACAUUGCUUUAUACUGGCACUGCUGAACAAGAAAACAUUUUGGUUGUUUUUUGGGUAAUGGGUCACAAAAUUGGGGAUACGUGUCAUUUGCGAUGAAUUCUGAUGCUCUUUUUCUUUAAAACUUGUUUAAUUAA